AUGGCACCUAAUAGUGUUUCUAUACAUUCUGACCCUAUUUUCCUUGCACCUCUUUCCAGACAAUCGCGGUGUGCCGAUGAAGACCAUCGGUGCGGCAAGUACCUUAUCAAAAAAGGAACUUCCGUGGUGGUCCCCACGUACCAUCUCCACCAUGAUCCUAGACACUGGGAAGAACCUGAAAAAUUUAAGCCAGAAAGGUUUAGCCCUGAAAACAAGCAUCUGAUCAACUCAACUGCCUACCAUCCGUUCGGCCUGGGGCCACGCAUGUGCGUCGGCUCCCGUCUGGCUCUACUCGAGCUCGCCUCGGUUACUUCUCAAGUGCUCCGUCAAUUCAAGAUAACUUUGGCUCCAAGACAGAACCCUGACCUUGAGCUGACAACGUACUCAUUUUUAGGCGUGCCUAAAGAGAGCGUGAAGAUCUAUGUCCAGAGGCUUUGCCAGGACAAAUGAAUCGCAAUGGCCCUUAUAGUGUGGCAGCGAAAACAGAAAUCCUCCAGUCCCGGAAAACAGCAACCAGAGUCCUUCAUUCCCAGGCCUUCCACGAGAAAAUGUAUUUGUGUUUUACAUCGUGUACAUCAGGUUUGAAAACGCUGAU
Dermacentor andersoni is the source of this 595-nucleotide messenger RNA. NCBI's taxonomy places the organism in Eukaryota, Metazoa, Arthropoda, Arachnida, Ixodida, Ixodidae. The record is from RefSeq and is a predicted model, not a curated record.